ACGAAUUGUGGCAAUAAAUGAAGAAACCUGUGAGCUACAGUAUGGCAUCAGAGGAACAGCUGGCGCUUUCAGGGCUAAUAAAAUCGGUCCACCAGCGGUUGCGGGAAGAUGCCAGGAGUCAAAAUCCCGCUGAAGUGUGGCAUCAACAUCUACAGAAUCGAUCACUGCUAAAGGAAUAUGCCAGCGCCAUGCACCAGCUGGCCACUAACUAUUGGGACAAAACGAUGCAGGUCGACAGCAAACGGGACAACAGUCGAAUCGAGUGGACCGUCAAUUCCUGUAGGGAUUACUUCCGGGGGAAUCAGCUUGUUAAUUUCUUUCGGGAGAAAGAUGAAAAGGUAAUGAAAGCAGUCGACGAAAGCCAUUCCUUCAAAUACGAACCAUAUCAAGUUCAAAAGAUCAAACUUCUAGACGUUGGCAGUUGCUACAAUCCCUUUGCAGCAUUUGAGGAUUUUGAAGUCACAGCAAUAGACAUCGCGCCAGCUCAGGACUCCGUAAAAUAUUGUGACUUCCUAGAGGUCCCUAUUAUAAGCAGUAAUUCAGCGUCGUCCGAUUUCGACCAAAAUUCUUCAAUAGAGUCCAUUCCCAGCUCAUACUACGAUGCAGUAGUUUUCAGUCUGCUACUGGAAUACCUUCCAUCACCGGAUCAACGAUUGCGUUGCUGCCAAAAGGCGUACGAUGUCCUCAAACCGGAAGGCAUCUUGCUCAUCAUCACCCCUGAUUCGCGCCAUCAGGGUGCCAAUGCUAAACUGAUGAAAAAUUGGCGCUACACGCUCGGUUUACUGGGGUUUUCACGGAUCAAAAUCGAAAAGCUGGAACACGUCACCUGUAUGGUGUUUCGGAAGUGCGUCUUCAAGGAGGUGGCCCAGCGGUGGUGCACGAUUUACAAGGAAAGCUAUAUGGAACCAAUACUGCAGAUUCCACAAGACUACAACAAUGCUGGGGGGUCCGGCAGAAUGGACGAUGCUGAGCAAAACGACGAAUUGGUGGUUCGAUCGGAAAGUGAUAUGGUUGAAAUCAAAAACAUGUUCGGUGGACUUCCAUUCGUUAGCAAUGAAGAAAGUUGAAAUAA
Molecule: messenger RNA, 1072 nt
Organism: Uranotaenia lowii
Lineage: Eukaryota; Metazoa; Arthropoda; Insecta; Diptera; Culicidae
Gene: Samtor
Product: S-adenosylmethionine sensor upstream of mTORC1
Exons: 3
Coding region: 18-1067 (349 amino acids)
Biological process (GO): negative regulation of TORC1 signaling
Source: RefSeq, a predicted model, not a curated record